Symbiodinium sp. CCMP2592 is the source of this 2865-nucleotide messenger RNA. The record is from the annotation of a GenBank genome assembly. NCBI's taxonomy places the organism in Eukaryota, Dinophyceae, Suessiales, Symbiodiniaceae.
AUGUGUAGGCUCGAAGGGCAGUCUUAUCAUCGCCGGUGCAAAGGCUUUCUUCCUUUCACGCCGAAUGGCGAGAUAACUGCCAUGGCAGUGUCCUGGCGUUUGCGCUUGGCUGUGUUGGCUGCACUUCGCCUCACUGCGCGGGCGGCCACUUCACCUGCUCUCCGAGCAACUGCUCGCCAAGCUACUGCCGAUGGAUCUUCACAGGCCGACUUCCUCAAGAUCUUGCGUCGAAAGACUGCAACGCAGCAGCAGGCCACAGCCGCUGUGGAAGGACUUCGUGCCGGCGGGUACUUGGGCGGCGUGCGCGGCUACUCCUCUGCGAUUGUGGCCUCCAGAAGAGGGCGCAAGUGGGAGCUCGCGAUUCACCUCUUUGAUGAGAUGCUGGAGCAGGGCUUACGGCCUAGUGCCUCGGCUUUCACGGCUGCUGCUGAGGCCUGCCAGGAAGGCGACCAGCCCGAGCUCGCCGCGCGCGUGCGCGAGGCGGGGGCGGUGCCGGUGGCCAAGAAGACCAAGAAGGCUUCCGGCAAAGUCGUGGUGCCGUCUACUGCAUCUUCCGGGACGGUUCUUUACUCCAAGGGUGCGCUCUGCACUCGCUUCCGACAGAAGGAUGCCUCGGCCGAGAGGCUGGCGGAGGCCGCAGAACUUCUGCGAUCUGGAGGCCACUUCGAGGAGACGCUCAGUUACACAACUGCCUUGCGAAACUGCCACGGGCUGAGACCAGUCCGGGUUCCAGUGACGGGAGUGGGUCCUCGUAUUUCUCAGGCGAACACGGCCAUCACUGGGAAUGGGCUUCUCGAUGCCGUGAAACCGAACUGGUUCUGGCCGGCCCUGCUGGGCGCAUGUCUUGGCUGGAGAGCGUACAGAGGGGCGUUGGGUCGGGCGCCCGUGCCUGAUGAAACUCGACCGUUGCAGGUCGAAGAGGCCUCUCCCAGCGGAUCUUGCGAGUGCCCUCUUCAUAUCUUUGACAUGAUCUCCCUGGAGCCAGCAAGCGCGUGUCUACUAUCAAGCCUGGAUUUUCUUGAGGCUUGGAUGCUGCGAGCAGUGUGCCGUCAGAUGCAAGACUCGCUCAGCGAGAAAGCCAUGUUGACCAGAGCGCCGGAGAUGCGGGUGAAGAUCUCCGAGGACAGUCGGAACUUAGCCACAACUGCGGAGAUAUUUCUGAGUGUCCUGGCCUUUCCUCAACUCCUGGAGCAAGCAGAUUGUGCCGGGCAGACCCUGCUCAUGCGUGCAGCCCAUCUUGGAAUCCCCAGGCUCUGCAGGGCCCUGCUGGCUGCCAAAGCUGCAGUCGAUGCACGUGGGGGCAACGGAUGGACGGCCCUUCACUAUGCGGCCACCGGUAAGUCGUCAGAGACGUGCCAGCUGUUGUUGGACCACGGUGCCGACGUAGAAGCACGUUCGCGUGAUGGUCACACGCCCUUCUACUACGCCUAUCGAGCUGGCGAUGAGAAGUCGAUCAUGGAAGUGCUCCAUGCUCGAGGGGCCCGGCCUGACCUGCGGUCGCAGAAUGCCUGUGGGACUGCUGACUGUGGCUACCUGAGAUAUUCGACAAAAAGGGACCCCGUAGAGCAGGAUGUGGUGACCUUCAAUGUGGCCAUCGCAGCUCUGGGCCGAGGCCAGCAGUGGGAGCGGUCCCUUUGCUUGCUCGAUGGCAUGCCAGCUGCCAACAUCGAGCCUGAUUUCGAGACCUAUCAGGCGCUUUCCCUGGCUUGCAGUCGAAACGGUGAGUGGGAGAAGGCCCUCACCUUCUUGGCCACGGCGCAAGAGCUCGGGGUGGCAAACAGCGAGUCCUGGCACAUCGGCAUGAUGGCCUGUGCCGGAGCUGGCGCUUGGGAGGCAACGCUGGAGAUGCUGGAGUGUGCAGGCACCCCGCAGUCUCCGAAAGAUGUCUCCCGCGAUCUCAUGUGCUACGGAGUCGCGCUGUACGCUUGUAUGGAAGCAGGCCGCUGGCCGCAGUGCCUGUCCCUGCUUGAGCAGAUGCGCUUAGAUGAGGUCGAACCCGACAGCAUUGCGCUGGCCUGUGCAGCUCAAGCCUGCCGCGAUGGCAGGAACAAGCGGGCUGCAGAUGAGAUCCAGGACGAGAUGCGCCAGCGCAAGCUCGACUACAACGUUGCCGAGGUCCUGAACGAGGCCACCCUCGCCGUGGACUUCCCGGAGGUGCGAAGUCCGGUGCCCCUGGGAGCUUUGAGGCCCAUGGCGCAGAAGGAAGUGCAGCUCUUCAAGUGGAUCAGGCAGCGAGCCACUCCCGGAGACGUGCAGUCCGUGAUCAAGGUCAUCGAAGAGUUUGCAGAGGAGCGGAGCUGGCUCAAGAUCCAGGGGGAGCAGAAGAAGGAGCUUCUGGAGGCGACGCUGCGGCCCGAGGACCGCAUCGUUGAGUUCGGUUGUUACGUCGGCUACUCCUCCAUGGUCAUGGCGCAGCGAUUACGCGAACUCGGAGGGCGUGGCAGCGUCACCACAUGCGAAGUGGAUGCGGCCAAUGCGUACAUCGCCCGUGGUGUGCUGCAGUUUGCUGGAGUGGAGGGGGAAGUCCAGGUGCGGGUGGGGUGUGCCUGCGACUGGGUGGCCACUGGGCAGCUGGGCACCAUUGACUUCCUGCUCCUGGACCAUCGGGGCACGAUCUACCAUGAGGACCUUCACGCGGCUGAACCUAGCCUUUCCGAGACGGCUAUCGUUUUUGCAGAUAACGUACUGUACCCGGGCGCUCCGUUGUUUUUAAAUUACAUCGACGUCCAGGGCUACGCCAUAGAAAUCCACGAGCUCAAGGAGUUCAAGCGACCUGACCUUGAUGACUGGGUGGUGAUUUGCAAGCCACCCCCUCCCGAGAAGCGAAAGGAAAUGCCAACGUCUCAGGCAUGGGCAGUUCUCUGA